UUUGAGUUGAUGGAAAGUCUGAAAUGAUUAUAAAAGUAAAUGACGGAGACGCUGCGUCCUCCAAGUCGUCCUCGAGCUGCAGUGUAGCGAUUCGUUACACGGCAGUUUAACCAUUCCCUGCUGCAGUGAUGACAAGACUUUAGUGGGACAGUCCAGAAUUUUCGAUAUUGUUGCAGUGAUUCUUUGCCUCAAACAGCUGGGUCGAAUGUCCAUCUCGAUACUCUCGAGCGUUAGAAUGAUCUCCGCUGGGCCAUCCUUCACAUGGUGGGGUGGUGGAGCCUGAAACCAGCAGGGCGACGGCCGACCGACAAGAUACCUCGGCAUCUCCUCUUCCCCAGGUUUAGUUAUCCCUCUGACAAUCCCCAUCUCACUCCACUCUCUCUCCUCUCGGGACCUUUCCAACUGCACAUCAUCACCAUGUCCGCAUACACCUACCAAUACUUCAACGUGACCUUUCCCCAGGAUCACCAAUAUGUCGCGCACGUGGAGAUCAACCGCCCAGACAAGCUAAAUGCCUUCUUCGAAGCUAUGUGGCUCGAACUGGCCGCAAUCUUCAACCAGCUCUCCUCCGACCCCUCCGUCCGAUCGAUCGUCCUCACCGGCGCCGGCGACCGCGCCUUCACCGCCGGUCUCGAUGUAAAAGCCGCCUCGGAAGGCCUCCUUUCCGACUCCGACACAACUCUAGACCCGGCCCGCAAAUCCGUCAUCAUGCGCCGUCACAUCAUCUCCUUUCAGAGCUGCAUCAGCACGAUCGAGAAAUGCGAGAAACCUGUUAUCGUGGCGCUGCACGGCAUCGCCCUCGGGUUGGCGAUCGACAUCAGUGUUGCGGCAGAUGUACGCGUCUGUUCGUCGGAUGUGCGGUUUGCCGUGAAGGAGGUGGAUAUUGGGCUGGCCGCCGAUAUUGGGACGCUGACUCGGUUGCCGAAGGUGGUAGGAAACUUCGGGUGGGUGAAGGAGGUGUCAUUGACGGCGCGGCCGUUUGGGGCACAGGAGGCGGAGAGAGUCGGGUUCGUGAGUCGGGUGUAUGGAACGAAGGGGGAGGCAGUCAAGGGGGCGUUGGAGCUGGCGGGGCUGAUGGCUUCGAAGAGCCCCGUCGCGGUACAGGGGACGAAGGAAUUGUUGAAUUACUCGAGGGAUCACACGGUGGAAGAAGGUCUGCGGUAUACGACUGUCUGGAACAGUGCGAUGGUGCAGACGAAGGAUGUCUCGGAUGCGCUGUUAUCUGGGAUCCAGAAGAGGAAGGCAACGUUUGCGAAGUUGUAGGAAGUCAUGCAAGGGUGAGCGCCUCAGGGCCAUUUGGCUCUGAUUUAAAAGGCAGGGUGUACCCCGUACUAUAUUAUCUACAGUUGUUAUAAAGGGAACCCGACCAGGCUUAGAAGAUCAUCAUUCCUGUCAUCUAACGUUCAAAUUUCCAAAUACUCGACGUCUUCAGCUCUUCUGGCAUUGUCUUUGGC
This is a messenger RNA of Aspergillus heteromorphus CBS 117.55, 1454 nucleotides long. Its product is annotated as enoyl-CoA hydratase/isomerase family protein. The record is from RefSeq and is a predicted model, not a curated record. Lineage: Eukaryota; Fungi; Ascomycota; Eurotiomycetes; Eurotiales; Aspergillaceae. Gene Ontology annotation, cellular component: mitochondrion. Gene Ontology annotation, molecular function: delta(3,5)-delta(2,4)-dienoyl-CoA isomerase activity. Bases 418 to 1263 code for a protein of 281 amino acids. The transcript has 3 exons.